AUGUCUUCGUCGCAGUUUCCAGCCUCCUUCGUCGAGCCAUGGAAACGACUCAUCCAAAACCGCCAGGACGGCUGCAUUGACGAAUUCCCUCAGUACAAUGUGACUGAUUUGGACUCUUUAAUAACCACAAGCGCUCCAACUUCGCUCUUCUUAGGCACCGGCUACUCGAUAUAUCGCCAGGCUCUCAUCCCGGCUAUCCUCUCAGCCAAACAUUCUGUCCACCUCGUAACAUGUUUCUGGGCUGAAUCUCCUACCCUUGAUGCCAUUGGUGAGGCGCUUCUUAGCCUAGCCAAUACUCGAUCUCAGCAAAACAAUCUUCCACCACUGCGCAUCACGGUUGGCUUCUCCUCUUGGGGCCUCUUUCAAAAGCUUCUUCACACUGCCUCAACUGACGGUUGUGUGUAUCCUCCUUCAGAAUGGCCAAAACUUGGACUCCCUACCGAGGCUACUCUCAAGCGUGGUUCGAUAGACCUCACAGUCAAGACUCUCUUCUUCACGCCUUUUAGUGUCAUGCACCCAAAGUAUCUCAUCAUUGACAACACGACAGCUUGGGUCCCGAGCUGCAACGUCAGCUGGGAACAAUGGUUUGAAGGCUGCAUCGAGCUUCAUGGAGACGCCGUCCAAACCCUCCUCAACUUUCACACCAAGGUUUGGGGUAGAGGAGAGGUCCAAGAAACGCGUGCCAAGGACGACGCGAUUGUGCCGCUAGCGCUGGGAUUCAAUUCGCAAGGCGCCAUCGACCAUGAGCAGAGUCAAACGGCAUCACUAAUAGGUGAUGAUGGAAUAAGUGCUGUCCAAUCCGCUAUUCUCAAGUUUGGCGAUCAAGUUCCAACCAUCCUAUUACCCUCAUCUCACCACCGCAACCCUAGAUUCAAAUGGAUACCCGGGCAGCCAAAAUGCAAUUUACCGCCCAUGACCCCUCUAAACGCCGCUCUUCUCACACUCUUUGCAAACGCUCAGCACUGGAUAUCCAUCGUCACUCCCAACGUAACCUCGCGUGCCGUCACCGACGGCUUACUGGCUGCGCUGGGCCGUGGUGUUGAUGUUGAAAUCCGCACCAGCAAAAACAUGAUGUUAAUGGAGCAAGUCGUAACCGCAGGCACCACAACCAGCUGGUGUCUAUCCUCCUUUAUAAAGCAGUAUCAGAGCCUAGCCCUGGAACGGCAACGAGCACAGCAAUCCGAUCCCGAGAGUCAACUAGCAGUUGUUGGUGAGCUACGCGUCUUUUACUACCAGCCUCUAGCUGGCAAGGCAGGUGAUGAAGACGAGCCCGUCUUUAGCCACUUUAAGAUGACACUGGUAGACGGCGAAUAUGUCGUACUUGGGUCUGGCAACAUGGACAGAGCAAGCUGGUGGACGAGCCAGGAGCUCGGCAUUCUCUUCUACGUUCCUGGAUUCACAGAAAAUGAACUAUGGGAGAGGAUUCUUAAAAACAGAGCCGAAGCUGUAUUCAUAUCUAACAAUGCCCAUUAA
Messenger RNA from [Torrubiella] hemipterigena, 1473 nucleotides. Lineage: Eukaryota; Fungi; Ascomycota; Sordariomycetes; Hypocreales; Clavicipitaceae. The record is from the annotation of a GenBank genome assembly.